Molecule: messenger RNA, 2477 nt
Organism: Sorex araneus (European shrew)
Lineage: Eukaryota; Metazoa; Chordata; Mammalia; Eulipotyphla; Soricidae
Gene: FAM78B
Product: family with sequence similarity 78 member B
Exons: 2
Coding region: 137-922 (261 amino acids)
Source: RefSeq, a predicted model, not a curated record
GCGGCGGGGCCGCGGGGACCCCGCGCGGCGGCGGGCGGGGGCUUCCCCCGGAGGAUGCCCGGCGGCGGCGCGAGCUGAGCCGGGCCCGGAGCGGGCGUGACGGGCGCCCCCCGGCCGCCCCCCGCCUCGCCGCGCCAUGGGCUGUAUCCAAAGCAUCACCUGCAAGGCGCGCAUCCGGCGCGAGAACAUCGUGGUGUACGACGUGUGCGCCACCAUCGACCAGUGCCCCACGCGCAUCGAGGAGACCUCGCCCAUCGUCCUGCGCUACAAGACCCCCUACUUCAAAGCCUCGGCGCGCGUGGUCAUGCCCCCCAUCCCCCGCCACGAGACCUGGGUGGUGGGCUGGAUCCAGGCGUGCAACCAGAUGGAAUUCUUCAACACCUACAGCGACCUGGGCAUGUCCAGCUGGGAGCUGCCUGACCUCCGGGAAGGGCGUGUCAAAGCCAUCAGCGACUCGGACGGCGUGAGCUACCCGUGGUACGGAAACACCACCGAGACCGUGACCCUGGUGGGCCCCACCAACAAGAUCUCCAGGUUCUCUGUCAGCAUGAAUGACAACUUCUACCCCAGCGUGACAUGGGCGGUGCCCGUGAGUGACAGCAACGUGCCCCUGCUCACGCGGAUCAAGAGGGACCAAAGCUUCACCACCUGGCUGGUGGCCAUGAACACCAGCACCAAGGAGAAGAUCAUCCUCCAGACCAUCAAGUGGAGGAUGCGGGUGGACAUCGAGGUGGACCCUCUGCAGCUCCUGGGGCAGCGGGCCCAGCUGGUGGGCAGGACUCAGCAGGAACAGCCCCGCAUCCUGAGCCGGAUGGAGCCCAUCCCACCCAACGCGCUGGUCAAACCCAAUGCCAAUGACGCCCAGGUCCUCAUGUGGAGGCCAAAGCGGGGUCCACCUCUGGUGGUCAUCCCUCCUAAGUAGCAGUGCCCUGGCCGGACCAUGCGGGGAGGGCGAGGACGGCGGGGGGAGGGGCCACCCGCGUCUCGGAGACGGCACAGGGAGGCAGCCAAGGGUGGCGGGAGCCAAACUUGAGUUUCUGAGCCAAAGCAGACCUCCGCGCUCUCGGAGAGGACAGGUGGAACCGUGAUCUCUGGGCGGCGCCCCUUCCUUUUCCGGAAUAAAGGAAACCGCAGGUUCCACAGACGCGCUGCUCACCGGGACGCUUCGUGCCACGUGCUCCGUCGUCUCCAUCUUUCCUGGGAGACGGCGCCGGGGAUGGAGGUGGAACGAGGCCGUGCCAGAGGCUCACGCCGCUUCCCCGGGAACGGAAACGUCCACCACGCUGGGUGUUUGUGUGACGGGAGCCGGGCGGGGGCUGGACAGGAUGGUCAGUGGGGAGAGGAAGGAACGAGUCGUUACCAGCAAUCCCCACGCAAGUCCCGUUGGCUGGGAGGGAGCAGAAAGAAGCUUCAGAAAAGCUCAAAGCUCAGGCCGGUGGGAACCGAGCCGCCUCGAGCCCAGCCGGGAGCUGUCCAGGGUGCUGUCGGGAGUAGCCCACGGGCCGGAGGCGGCUGGCCGGUCCGUCUCUGUCCAAAAACUGUGUCUUCAAAGUACCUUUCUUCACGGUGUCUGGAGGCCUGAGUUCCUGUGUCCUGCAGUAGCUGUUUUGGGGCCUCCACCCCGUCUUCAGUGAAAACCCCACACGGAGAUUUUUUUGUUUGGUUUUGUUUACAGCUGCUUAGUCUGUCCCCACACCCAGCCCUAAAUUUACAACAGUCUUUCCCGUGUAGAAGCCAUGAAACGCUGUCGGGAGACUUUUCGAUGGGAAGCGCGUCCCUGUUCUCUCCCUUUCGAAGUUCUGGAACGGUUUGCAGGAGGAAGGCACCACGGACGCUGGGGUGCCCACACUCUCCCUCAGCGGACAGGGCGGUGUGAGCUAUGCCCAGCUUCUUCUCCCUACAUGCAGCUCGUCUGCCGUGUGGCCACGUGUGUGUAGUUUAGCUCGAUUUCCCAGAAGCUCAGCUCUCACGGGGUGAGCGUCUGUGGAAAAGUGCUCCCCAAGAGCUGUUUCGUGCAAAUCUGAGCUGCUCACCUCAGUCCCGCGCUGGCUGUGGUGAGAUGCGACCCUGGGGCAGAGAGGCAGUAUUGACUCACGAGUCAGGUCAAUACAAAAAAAAAAAAAGUUUCAGAGUUUCCAGUCUUGACAAUAAGGAAUUUUCUAACUUGAAUCACACCACCCACUCCCAAAAAAAAGGCCUUUCUAUUCUCAAUAAUGCUAAUAUAUAUUUAUAUAUAGUGUUUUCUAUGUAUACAUAGUUCCUUAUUCAAUGCCCCCUGUGAAAAUAAUGACCAAGUCCCCAUCAGAUCACGGUGGAUUUUCUGGCUGGGCACCCCCCAGCCUGACUUCAGAGGUGAACAGAGUCACAGACCCAGGGCUGGCGCCAAAGAUCCAUCUUUGAAGAUGGAGGAGGAGAAGCAAGAGAAGGGCUUGUUUAUUACUUUUAUUAAAAAUUCAAUUUAGUCUAAUUUCUCUGUC